GCUUCAGCUAACGUAGAACCCUAGUAAGUUUCAAAAACAACCAGCGAUUCUGAAUAUAUAUUCCCUUUCUAACUCGGAAAAUUCUGCAACGCAAAAAAAAUUGUAGUUCGGAAAUGGAUCGGGACACCUCUUUUCUGUUCGCGGGGACAAAUUUCAACCGCAAAAAGUUCGCCGAUGUUUUUGAUAGAUUCAAGGGGAAAAAAGAAAGUGAUGAAGCAGCAGAGGAGUUGAAUUUGAUUGACUAUGGAAGUACUCAGAAGGAGGAACAUACAUCAUUGCGUGUUAGUAAGAAAAGGAAGAGGAAGGGAGCAGUUUCAGACCCAGUUGAAGGAUUCAGUGUAUUCACAAGUUCUAAAUCAAAAACAGAAGCUGAUGGUGAAGGAAAGGAGCAUCGUGGAAGUGAAAUUUUAGAGGGAAAGAAGGAAUACUAUAGACAAUUGGAGCGGGAUGCAAUUUUCCGGAAGAAACACAAUAUUCAUGUUUCUGGGAGUAAUGUUCCUUCAUGUCUACAGAGCUUUACAGAGUUAAAAUCAAGGUUUGGAUGCAAAUCAUACCUGUUACGCAAUCUGGCAAAACUAGGAUUCAAAGAGCCAACACCAAUUCAAAUGCAGGCUAUUCCAGUCAUCCUAUCUGGACGUGAAUGUUUUGCUUGUGCACAAACUGGUUCUGGAAAAACAUUUGCUUUUGUCUGUCCAAUACUUAUGAAGCUCAAGCAAACUUCUAAAGAUGGUGUCCGAGCUGUAAUUCUUUGCCCUACAAGAGAGUUAGCUGCUCAGACAGCAAGAGAAUGCAAGAAGUUAACCAAAAGAAAGGAAUUCCAUAUCAAAUUGAUGACUAAACAACUUGCAAAAAGUGCUGACUUUUCAGUGCUUCAUUGUGAUAUACUCAUAUCAACACCAUUUCGCUUACAGUAUGCUAUUAACAAAAGAAAGCUUGAUUUAAGUAGGGUUGAAUUUCUUGUCUUGGAUGAAGCUGAUAAGCUUUUUGAGCUGGGCUUGAUGGAGCAGGUUGAUUCAGUGUUCAAAGCUUGCUCAAAUCCUUCAAUUUUGCACUCACUGUUCAGCGCUACUUUACCGGACGAGGUUGAAAAGAUUGCACGGACAAUCAUGCAUGAUGCUGUUCGUGUUAUCAUUGGUCGGAAAAAUUCUGCUUCUGAAACAAUUAAGCAGAAACUGGUGUUUGUAGGAAGUGAAGAAGGAAAAUUUAUUGCUCUUCGCCAAACCUUUUCAGAGAGUUUGAAUCCACCAGUGCUAAUAUUUGUUCAAAACAAAGAGAGGGCUAAGGAGCUGUACAAUGAGGUGAAGUUUGAUGACAUUAGAGCAGAUGUAAUACACUCAGAUCUCUCGCAAAAACAGAGAGAAAAUGCAGUUGAUAACUUUAGAGCCGGAAAAACAUGGGUUUUAAUCGCAACAGAUGUUAUUGCCCGUGGUAUGGAUUUCAAAGGUGUCAAUUGUGUCAUCAAUUAUGAUUUUCCAGAUUCUUCUUCUGCAUACAUUCACAGAAUUGGGCGAUCUGGGAGAGCGGGAAGGAGUGGAGAGGCCAUCACCUUCUACACAGAAGCUGAUGUCCAGUUUCUGCGGAACAUAGCUAAUGUUAUUACUGCAUCUGGAGGCGAGGUUCCCGACUGGAUCAUGUCAAUGUCCAAGAAGAAAUGGAGGAAGCACAGACCGCAAAGAGAAUCGAUUUCAACAGGACCCCAAGACGAUUAAAACAUAAAUUACACUCCCCGGCCACCUCGUGGGAAGGAAAGUUUUGUUGUUGUGAGUUCGUAACUUGCUAAUCUUAGACAAUACCUGAAAAUGUUCCUUAUGAACUACACAUCUGUCAUAGAGAUCUGUUUUCUGUCAUUUGAAGAAAUCAUUGUACAUUUUGUUGGACAAGAAAGAAAAAGAAAAAAAAGUGUCAAUUCCUGAGAA
Molecule: messenger RNA, 1916 nt
Organism: Ipomoea nil (Japanese morning glory)
Lineage: Eukaryota; Viridiplantae; Streptophyta; Magnoliopsida; Solanales; Convolvulaceae
Product: DEAD-box ATP-dependent RNA helicase 57
Exons: 12
Coding region: 114-1709 (531 amino acids)
Biological process (GO): maturation of SSU-rRNA
Molecular function (GO): nucleic acid binding; ATP binding; RNA helicase activity
Source: RefSeq, a predicted model, not a curated record